AUGGACGCUUCAAAUGUCUUCCGCCAAGUCGAAGGCUUCGGGACCUACCACCCAAGACCGCCGCAGGGUUUCCAACCGAGGAAGGCUGUAAAUGUAAAGGUCGAGGACCAGGGGGAGAGCGAAGUCUCACAUCGCACUGCGCAUACUUUGACGGCCUGCUGCCGGUGUCGCCAGAGGAAAACACGAUGCGACCCGGCACUGCCCCGUUGCCUUCCCUGCGAACGAUCCGGCUCCAUCUGUGAAUACUUCGACACGGCCAAGGGCAAGAAGAUCAGUCGUUACUAUGUUGUCAAGCUUCAGGAAAAAGUACGCGCGCUGGAGGCGGAGCUCGGCCAGUACACUGACGAAGACGACUACCCGAAGGACCACGAAGACUUCGUUCGACCCGGAGGCCUGGUACACCUCAACGAAACGGACGAGACUCCCCGAUACCUUGGCCCGUCUAGCGGCAUAGCCAUGACGCGAAUACUCAUGGAGGAGGCCAAACGAUAUACCGACUCGAAGCGCAUAUCCGAGCUCAUACCUGAAUUACGCGUAAGGCGGCAGGCUACGACCACGACCAUGACCGCCGGCCCCAGUCAUGCUGGAUUUAGGUCGCAGUCUUUCAGCAUGCCACCUCCCAUUUCGUCAAGGAAGAAGAGCUAUCCCAUGAUCAGUGCUGUGGCAGCGCAGAAUCUGCCGAGUAAAGGCAUUACUGAUAGGCUGCUGGAGGUGUUCUAUCAGCGCGGUCAGGUAUCCAUGCCAUUACUCCACGAGAAGUCGCUGGCGCAAGCGGUCGAAGAUGUGUAUGCCGGCAGCCAAAACGCGUACCAGAACUUUGUGGUGCGACUGGUCAUAGCCAUAAGCAUGCAGAAGUUGGACGCGACGUACGCCGGUCUCGCCGACAGCUACUACCUCGCCGCGAUGGAGUGCUUUGAAGAUGUUGUUCGGCCGAAAGACCUGAAGACCCUUCAAUGCCUUGUUCUGAUAGGACAGUACUCGCUUCUGACGCCCACCCGUACCGCUGUCUACUACGUCGUCGGCCUUGCGACGCGCAUCUGCCAGCAGCUCGGGCUCGCUGACGAGAAGACGAUCGCGCUGGGUGCCAACGACCCGCUGACAUUGGACCUGCGCAGGCGGAUAAGCUGGACUGUGACCAGCAUGGAAUUCGGGUUGGCACAGAGCAUGGGUCGGCCCAACGGUUUCGCCAAGACCGACGACAUCGUCGACGUCAAAUUCUUCGAAACGGCACCCGAUGCAAAUAUUUCCGAGAAUGGGAUUAUCCCGGGUCCACCAGAUGAGAAGAAGCUGGUAGCCAUCCACUUCUGCAAGAUGCGAGUACACCAGGCCGCGAUACGCCGGAAACUGUAUGAGAGAAAGCUUGCGGAGCCCAAGGAUGAUCGUCAUCCUUGGUUCGCAGGUAUGGAGGCCAAAUUGGAGCAGUGGUUGAAGUCAUCACCAGAGAACCCUCCAUGGUGUAAACCCUGGUUCACAGGACGAUAUCAUACAAUGAUCGUGACACUACAUCGGCCAUCACCUCAGGUUCCUAGGCCCUCGGUUCAUUCAGCCACGAAAUGUUUUGUCUCGGCUGCAUUUAUCGUCAACAUUUCUAGCAAACAGAUGAUGGCGGCUACUAUCGACAUCACGUGGGUGUUUCUUCUGACGCUGUACAUGGCUCUGAACACUCUCCUCUGGAGUGUAACGACGUAUCCAGAGGUCCGGGCUUUACACAGCCGAGACGAAGUUCAAGAGCUGGUCAAUGUCUCUUUGGACAUCAUUGACCAGUGCGUCGAUCGAUGGCCAGGCACUGCCGCGGCAUCUCAGCUGUACUCGACUUUGACAAAAGCUUGCCUGCAAAGCUAUGAUUCGAACGACACGCCUAAUUUGGCCAGCGCAAGCCUCAACACGCCGCCAUCACGACCGGACACCAACUCACCUGAUGUGUCUGAAUUUUCCAACGCUACGACUAUAUCCAAGGCGGGAGCUUCGGUAUUCGACCCUCCCAAAUUCGGUAACGUCUUCGGCUCGACUCCUGAAGAUAUGAACAACUACAACAUGGACAGUUCCUUCCCACCACAGCCGACAUUCCGAUCCAACUCCAUCUUCCACAACCCGGGAUCCAGUGACCACACGGGCCGUCGCUUCAGUUAUUUCCCUCCAGACUUCAAUCACAACGGGGACAUGCCGCCAGACGAUCCGAGUCCACCCGCUACCGAUGCCACCGUGUCUCCGCCGUUCCUGUCCCCACCGCAACAUAUGCCGACACCGCCAGAGUCUUUAGCUCCCGGUGCUGCGACGACUCCGCUCUUGGGCACGCCGCUACUUGCUACUCCCCUGUUACCAAGUCAAAGCAUACAUCAUGGUGCUCAUGAUAUGAUGCUCUCUGAUGGGCUACCCUAUUCGCCGCCGCCGCAGCAGCAGCAGCAGCAGCAGCAGCACCAGCACCAGCAACAACACCAGCAGCAGCAACACCAGCAGCGGCAGCACCAGCAGCGACAACAUCAGCAGCGACAGCAUCAACCGCAGCAACAGUCCCAUGUGCCUCGAGCCGCUUUCGCCGUCCCUCCCCUACCAUCCAACCAUCACCACCGGCCACAAGGCCAACGUCCCCUCCCGCAGCCAACGGCAUCCAGCGACUGGUUCAACCCGCCACCGCCGUUCAUCACGCCAUACUCCUUCGGGGGCGUUGGCGGUGGCUACUGGGGCGACGCGACGGGCGGCGUCGGCUCCAGCUCAAACGGGUUCAUCAACGGAAUGCAGACGGGGAACAUGAUGGAGUUCGCCCGGAGUCUUCCGCCCGAGCGCCAGGGCAGCCUCAGCCAGGCGCAGCAGGUCGAGCUCAUGGACGUGCUGGAGAACGAGGGCGUCAUCGACAUCGACGCCUAUCUCAACAUGGGUAUGGUCGGGUUCUCGGAUGGCGGCGGCAUGGCGGAUGCGAAUCUGGGUUUGGGUAUGAAAUGGGAAGGCCCGUAG
Molecule: messenger RNA, 2952 nt
Organism: Anthostomella pinea
Lineage: Eukaryota; Fungi; Ascomycota; Sordariomycetes; Xylariales; Xylariaceae
Source: the annotation of a GenBank genome assembly